Messenger RNA from Sphenostylis stenocarpa, 1578 nucleotides. NCBI's taxonomy places the organism in Eukaryota, Viridiplantae, Streptophyta, Magnoliopsida, Fabales, Fabaceae. The record is from the annotation of a GenBank genome assembly.
AUGCACAAAGCUAGUGGGGUCUCCAAGCCAGCGCUUGCUCUUUUGUUCUCUUCUCAUGCCAAAAAUCCAUCACUCACAAUCUGUCUCCCUCUUACACAUUUACCACUAUCACAGUUUCUCUUCAUCUUCCCUUCCCUUCCCUUCCAUUGCAUUACAAUGGCGGAGUCAACGUCCAUCUUCCCAUGCUUCCUCUUCCUUCUUUCUCUUUACCUCAUCAUAUCAAAUGGCGCUCACUCUUAUGACAAGAUGAACUUUAACUUGCAAAAGUCGCAGAAAAAACAACAUGGUACACCGGGAUGUCUCCUCCCCGAAUCAAGAAGGGAGAAAGGUGCUAUUAUACUGGAAAUGAAGGACAGGGGUCAGUGGUCAGGGAAAAAAACUAAUUGGCUUGAGAAACAAUUGGUACUGGAUGCUCUCCACGUUCGUUCAAUUCAAAAUCACAUUAGAAAAAAGACCUCUAGUCAUAUUCAAGAUUCCUCGGCAACCCAAGUUCCAUUAACUUCGGGCAUAAAACUCCAAACUCUUAACUACAUUGUGAGUUUGGGAUUGGGAAGCCAGAACAUGACCAUGAUAGUUGACACUGGAAGCGACUUAACAUGGGUCCAAUGCGAGCCUUGCCGAUCAUGUUACAAUCAGAAAGGACCUUUAUUCAAACCUUCUAACUCCUCUUCCUUUCAAUCAAUUCUGUGCAAUUCAACAACCUGUCAAUCUCUCCAAUCGAGCACUGGAAAUGCGGGAGCAUGUGACAGUAAUCCAUCAACUUGUGACUACGUGGUUAACUAUGGUGAUGGAUCAUACACUAGUGGUGAGCUGGGGGUUGAGAAGCUGAGUGUUGGAGGUAUUUCAGUGAGUGAUUUUGUGUUUGGUUGUGGAAGGAACAAUAAAGGACUAUUUGGAGGAGCCUCAGGCCUUAUGGGGUUGGGAAGAAGUGACCUCUCAAUGAUCUCUCAAACGAAUGCUACAUUUGGAGGAGUUUUUUCCUACUGCUUGCCUUCAACUCAAGCUGGAGCUUCUGGCUCACUGGUUAUGGGUAAUCAGAGUGAAGUUUCAAGAAAUGUUACUCCAAUUUCCUACACUAGGAUGGUUCCUAAUCUACAAUUAUCCAACUUUUAUAUACUGAACCUCACUGGAAUAGAUGUUGGAGGCGUGACUCUGCAAGCUUCAAGUUUUGGCAAUGGUGGGGUGAUACUUGAUUCCGGUACAGUGAUCACAAGACUGGCUCCAUCUGUUUACAAGGCUGUGAAGGCAAAGUUCUUGGAAGAGUUUUCUGGUUUCCCUUCAGCACCGGGGUUUUCAAUUUUGGAUACCUGCUUCAAUCUCACCGGGUAUGAGGAAGUAAACAUACCAACCAUCAGCAUGCAUUUUGAGGGCAAUGCUGAGCUGAAUGUGGAUGCAAGUGGCAUAUUCUAUUUAGUUAAAGAUGAUGAUGCUUCGAGGGUUUGUUUGGCGCUUGCUAGUCUUUCAGAUGAGUAUGAAAUGGGGAUCAUUGGAAACUAUCAGCAGAGGAAUCAAAGGGUCAUAUACGAUGCCAAACUCUCUCAGGUGGGAUUUGCUGCAGAACCUUGCAGCUUCACUUGA